AGCGCUCGCUCUCUCUGGUCUGGCCGCCCGCGCUAAAGUGGCCGGCGGGCGGGAUGGCGGAGCAGCAGGGCGCCGCGAGCGGGGACGUGUCGCUUCACAACUUCAGCGCAAGGCUCUGGGAGCAGCUCGUCCACUUCCACGUCAUGCGGCUGACAGAUUCGCUCUUCCUGUGGGUGGGGGCGACGCCGCAUCUACGCAACCUCGCAGUGGCCAUGUGCAGCCGCUACGACCCCAUCCCUGUGUGCACCUCUCUUUUUGGAGACACUUCUGACACGACCUCCUCUGGCCUUGCCCAGCGCUUAGCCAGGAAGACCAGUAAACAGGUGUUUGUCAGCUACAACCUCUCCAACACAGACAGCAACUUCACGUUACUUGUAGAAAACAGGAUCAAGGAAGAAAUGGAGACGUUUCCCGAGAAGUUCUGAGUGGCAGAGGGAAGAGUGUGUAACUUGUGUAUAAAUUACGUGUCAAUAAACAGCGUGGGUUUUGUUUCAGGCUGCAUUCA
Chionomys nivalis (European snow vole) is the source of this 505-nucleotide messenger RNA. RefSeq names its product proteasome assembly chaperone 4 (gene Psmg4). The transcript has 3 exons. Gene Ontology annotation, biological process: proteasome assembly. Bases 54 to 425 code for a protein of 123 amino acids. The record is from RefSeq and is a predicted model, not a curated record. NCBI's taxonomy places the organism in Eukaryota, Metazoa, Chordata, Mammalia, Rodentia, Cricetidae.